CACUGCGACUACGUCUACUCGAGGACGCCUACGCCUACGCCUACGCCUACACCUACGCCUACACCUACGCCUACUUCCCAUCUGGCCAGCAGCAAGUCUACCCGCACCAACUGCCCCGUGCCUGCCACCUAUGAGCGAGUGAGGUAAUACCAGGGCCAGUUGUUUCUGCAGCAAGAGCCACCCAAGUACCUAUACCUACCAAGGCUCACAAGUACCUACCUAGUUACCUGCUACCUAUUGCUUACUGCAUAGGUACUCGAGUACAUUUCCCUCGAAUACAUCUGCACCCACCUACCUAGGCACUUACAGUACAUUGUACCUACUUCCACCUCAAUUGAGCUACACUGCACGGUCGCAAACUCCCACUGGUCACUGUCCUGGCAUCUUCCCUGCCCGUUAGCUUCACAAGGCAACAACCUUUUUUUGAGGGUACCAGUACUUGUACAGUACCAACUCCACUCCACUAUUUCUGCGUCCGGUGUUCCUCGAAGCGCUGCGUAGGUGAUGUAACGGUACAACACCAAGCGGAACAGGCCACUCUUGUCCCGAAGCCUCGAGAUACUCACACGCAUACGCACACGCUCUGCAUAAGGUUACUACGGUACUACGGAACUGCACCUGCACCCGCACCAUCAGAAGAGACCGCAUUGUGCGCCUCUGGUAGCCUCUGAUUCUACCGACUCAGUCUCCACUGACUCCCACCAAGUCUCUACAUAUACCCCCUUUCCAACCCCUUCUUUCCACAACCUUUCCGAUUGCCAACUUCUCCCCCGAUAUCUGAACCUCAACCGGGCUGGUCUACAUCGUCGCGUCUCCAGAAGGACUGAGCAUCUUUUUAGAGAUACAAACGCCAGAUCCUUCACCAUGGAGACAACAUUCAUCACCAUCCAUAGUAAGUGAUGAGCCAGCCGGCGGAAAGUGCUACUGGUGGUACAUCAUCUACAACUCAACUAACACCGGUCCAAUAGAUCUUUCUGAGAACGCCAAUAUUUUGUAUGCGUCGGAUUCCAUUGUCGAUAUCUUAGGCUACCUUCCACACGAAGUGGUUGGCAGAUCAUGCUUUGAUUAUUUUGUUGAACACGAAAUUCCUUCUGCUAGGUCUAUCCACAAUAAAAGUGUGGAGCUUGACAAAGCUGCUGUCCUUCAUUAUGCUACUAUCAAAGGCAAGGACGGCCGUCCGGUCUAUUGCGAGUGUGUUUUUACCGUCGUCUACCAAGUACUUGUAGCAUGUACCAGUAUCUACCGAAAUGAUGUAACGAAUGAGCGUAGGUUGACUUCAACAGAUUCCAUGGCCCAAGCUAAAAUCAAUAGGUCGAGCGCUCGAGGCCCCAAAUGUUCAACGCCUCUUUGCCUCACCCCCAAAAGAUCCUCGAUAUCACAUGGCGGAGCAUUUGAGGCCCAAGUUCGAAGAGCCCCCACAAGAGUCUCUGUUGGAGCCACGAGCUGCUUUGAUCCUCAAUCGUUUUACACGAACCUUGAGUAUCAUGUAUGCAACCAGUGCAGUUGAAAGUAUCCUGGGGCUGACAGUGGAUGAACUGCAAGACAGAAGUUUCUAUGCAUGCAUUCAAGAGAACUGUCUCCCCGAGGCUCUCAGAUGCUUGGAAAGUGCAAAGUCCAACGACUCAAUUGCCUAUCUCCGCUUCUGGUAUAGAGAUCCACGUACCGAUGACGAGGACUUGGAAGAAGGUAUGCGCGAAGCAAGUGCUAGCAGUGAUUCCGAUGAUGGCGGAGUUGACCUACGUGAGAAUAUGGAUGUUGAUACCGAUGGUACGGGAGAGAGUAGUGAAGCUCAACGGGGAAGUACGGCGUCAGGCGAAAGACGACUUGGUGGACAUCUCGCUAGGGAGAGAUUGAUGAACAAUUCACGAACUUCUUCCGGCGAAAGCAGCACUGAUCUAGAUCGUAGCUCAUCUGGGGCCGUCUUUGACCGCGCGGGAGCAGCGUCGUCUUCUUCGACUUCUUCUAUCGGCACGUCUCAUGCAGGCAGUGGCCCUUCACCACACACACAACGUCCUAGACCUGGCCCCCCGCCAUUCGAGAUUGAAGCUGUCAUUUCAUGCACCUCGGACGGCUUAGUUGUGGUAUUGAGACGAGCUCGUGUACCCAUUCCGCCUCAAUCGUCUGGAGGUGUCUGCGCGGCUCCCUGGGGUGUCGACGCAAUCCGGCCUCAUGCACCUCCUUCUGGUCCACCAAUGGAAGAUUUCAUGGCUGCCAUUCAAGAAAUCGCGGUAUUUGCAUGGGCUUUAACUGGCAUCAAUGGUAACAUUGCAGCCUACGGAAGAGGAAAUCCACGUGGAGAAGCUCAACCUCCCGGUGGACUACCGAUUUGGGACCCAUACGCUGAACCAACCCCAGACUAUCAGCCACCAGAAAAUCAAGCUCAACGAAGAUGGGUCGAGCAUGAUCGCAACAAUGCCCCCAUUGACGAAAGCAAAACUCCAUAUCAACACAUUCGCCAGGACCAAACUUAUGGCAGAAUGACGUAUGAACCAAGAGUACAGCCUCGCCACCAUCGUCACCGCCGUCCAAAUGAAAACAAUGCCUACCAGCGAUCACCACAUAGUGGCGGUAUGCAAGGAGGUAGCCAUGGUCAGACUGGAGGAAACCAUUAUAACCCACCAGCACCCGAUGGUUCUGGAGGAAGAAAUGCAGGAAACAGAAAUAACUGGUACUAAGUAGCGUACCUUGUCAUACUUGAUGGGUAGCUGAGAAUGAUCUUGGGCAAUUUGGCGCAGAGGCAGCGCGAGGUGAAAUGACUGAGCUUUAUGAGCCAUGAACGAUGAAUAACCAAAUUCCAUUGAAACAAUUCAAUAGUAUAGCUCUCGCAAUAGCAGGCUAUUGAUCAAUACGAAACAUUUCAAAUCUCC
Hymenoscyphus albidus is the source of this 2867-nucleotide messenger RNA. The record is from the annotation of a GenBank genome assembly. NCBI's taxonomy places the organism in Eukaryota, Fungi, Ascomycota, Leotiomycetes, Helotiales, Helotiaceae.